Molecule: messenger RNA, 1009 nt
Organism: Bufo bufo (common toad)
Lineage: Eukaryota; Metazoa; Chordata; Amphibia; Anura; Bufonidae
Product: phospholipase A2 inhibitor and Ly6/PLAUR domain-containing protein-like
Exons: 5
Coding region: 67-690 (207 amino acids)
Source: RefSeq, a predicted model, not a curated record
UCCCCUCUGACCCCUCCUAUAGUCUGCACUGGGUCUGACACACAUCCCAGGGUCUAAGCAGAAGCCAUGAUCUCAGUGCUGCUCCCUCUCUGCCUUCUCCUACGUCUCAUCCCCCCAGGUUACACUUUAAAAUGCAUUGAAUGCUUCAACAACACGGCGCCGCAGUGCACAGGACCAACAAAGGAUUGUGAUGUCGGCCUCUGUAUGUCCGGGCUUAUCUCAUUCGGAGAUUACACCCUAUUUGGCCGAUCAUGCGCACCCAGCGAGUCCACGUGUGGAAUAUCCGGGAGUGUCACCUCUACGGGACGGGCUAUGCUGUCCACGUCCUGCUGUAAAACCAAUGGCUGUACGCCGGAUCCGCUGAAAUUGCCGCCCCUCAUCGCGCUGAAGAACGGCGUGACCUGCCAGACGUGCGCUUCAACUCAAGACCAGUGUCCUAUUGAAUGCACGGGAGACGAGAAGAACUGCGCCAGCGUGGAGCUAACCUCGUUGAGACCCGGUCUUGGUGCUAAACUCCGAGGCUGUGCGACGGAUUCAGUCUGCGCUUUUGGAAACCAUACAUUUGACGUAGCCGGCAUGGUGAUGAAUCUGGGCAUUGUCUGCAGCAGCGCCUCCGCUGUUGUCCUCCAGUACUGCUCCCUCUUUCCGACCUUGGGAUUUGCCAUAUUCAUGACAAAACUUUUCCUCUAAGAAGCACGUCCACAUUCUGCGCGGGAACCAAUCGCUGGGAAUAUGAUCAUUGUCCUGUGCCCAGAUUAACCCUUUCAUAUUGGGGGACCUAUAAGAUACCUAGCACCGAGUAAAUGGUGUUGGCCCCUAUUAAGACAAUGGAAGAUUCUGAGCACUGUUGGUCACUCAGAUGCUCCAGGAAUGGACCAUCUUCUUCCGGGUGUGCACACUGAUAAGAUGCACCUUUUUUUUGGAUGAAAUUUUAGCAUUAUAUGUGCCCAUUUUACUGAUUUGUUACCCACUUCCUACGCUAUCCUAUAUUACUGAAAUUCAUUUUAAU